AUGGAAGAUGUUAAACAUAGCGAAAAUGCUUCGGCCGGUGACCUUCUUGCUCAGUACUCGGACGCAGAGAAGACGAAGGCGUUCCGCAAGUUGGAUUGGAAUCUGAUCCCUUUGCUUGGUGUACUGUACAUGCUGUCGUAUAUCGACAGAGGAAAUGUUGGAAACGCUUAUACGGCUGGUAUGGGUGAGGAAUGGGGCAUCACUUCCAACCAGUACUCCUGGAUCAUCACUGCGUACUACAUUGCUUACAUCGCCUUCCAUUGGUUUAUCCUGCUAUGGAAGCUGGUUUCGCUCCCAAUGUGGGUCGCUAUCAUGGCCUUCGGAUGGGGCGCUGCCAGUAUUCUGCAGGCAGCGACGACAAACUUCGCCGGGAUGAUCGCACUGCGGUGUCUGAUCGGGGCUUUUGAGGCCGGGUUCGCCCCUGGUGUUGCCUUCUUCCUGUCAUUCUUCUACCAGCGGUCAGAAAUGGGCUUCCGAUAUGGUUUGUUCAUUUCCUUUUCGCCAAUCGCCAACUGCUUUGCGUCGGCAUUGGCCUACGGCAUUGUGCAUGCGAGGACAUCGCUUGCUCAGUGGCAGUUGCUGUUCAUCGUCGAGGGCAUUCCCACUAUCUUAAUCGCACCACUGGCGUACAUGUUCCUCCCCAAAGGCCCGGGCGAAUGCCACUUCCUCACAAAGCCAGAGAAUGAAAUCGUCCGCCUGCGUGCCCUAAAAGCGCGUGGCCACGAAGAAAAGGGCAAGCUGGACCUUAAGCAGGUUUUUGCCGCUUUCUACGACUACAAGAAUUAUUUCCAAGCUGUCAUUAUCUUCUGCUUGAAUGCUGCCUUCGCCGCUCUCCCUGCAUUUCUCCCGACCAUUAUCGAAGACAUCGGCUAUUCCUCCGUACAAGCCCAAGGCCUGUCCGCACCUCCCUAUCUAGCCUCAUACUUUGUCUGCCUGGCAGCCUCCUUCGCGUCUGAUAGGCUGGGCAACCGCUCUUACUUCCUGACUGCUCUCAGCACCGUCGGCGCGAUCGGGUACCUCGUGCAAGCCCUGGUUGAAACCAGUGGCGUUCGCUACUUCGCAACAUACCUCAUCUGUGCGGGUGUCUUCCCAGCCGUCGCACUAACAUUUACCUGGGUUACCGAUAACCAGGGCUCUGCCUCGAAACGCGGGGCUGGGCUCAUGAUCUUCGGGAUGGUCGGCCAAACAGGCUCAAUCGCGGGCUCACGGUUCUUCCCCAAGGAAGAAGGGCCGUUAUAUGUGAAGGGGAUGGCGAUCAGUGCUGGGUUGUUGUUUUUUGCCGCGCUGCUGGCGCAGGUGUUGAGGUAUUCGAUGAGCAGGGAGAACAAACGCCGGGACGCAGAGAAUGGGAGUGUAGAUGUUGGAGAGAUGCCGGACGAGGUGGUCAACUCCGGCGAUGAUCAUCCUGGCUUCAGGUUCAUUCUGUGA
Molecule: messenger RNA, 1428 nt
Organism: Aspergillus versicolor CBS 583.65
Lineage: Eukaryota; Fungi; Ascomycota; Eurotiomycetes; Eurotiales; Aspergillaceae
Exons: 5
Coding region: 1-1428 (475 amino acids)
Biological process (GO): transmembrane transport
Cellular component (GO): membrane
Molecular function (GO): transmembrane transporter activity
Source: RefSeq, a predicted model, not a curated record